Chanos chanos (milkfish) is the source of this 2604-nucleotide messenger RNA. Its product is annotated as protocadherin beta-6-like. The transcript is spliced from 4 exons. Gene Ontology annotation, biological process: homophilic cell-cell adhesion. Gene Ontology annotation, cellular component: plasma membrane. Gene Ontology annotation, molecular function: calcium ion binding. Lineage: Eukaryota; Metazoa; Chordata; Actinopteri; Gonorynchiformes; Chanidae. The coding region runs from base 1 to 2604 and encodes 867 amino acids. The record is from RefSeq and is a predicted model, not a curated record.
AUGGGAUGCUGGGAGGCAGUGAGCUUUGGAUUCAGUGCAGUGGUACAGACCAGGACACUUGGCAUGGAGAGUGGGAAAGCCACGGCUUAUGUCUCUGAACACCUAAAUAGAUACAGUGGGUGCAGACUGUUGUCUGUUUCAAGUUCUUUACUUGUGGCGAUUUUGUGGAUUUUUAUUUUCGGAGCACCACUAAACAUGACAGUAACAUCGUCGAUCGCUGCAACUAAAUGGCUAAUAUGCUGUGCGUUAUUUUGCUGCAACCUCAUGCAGGUCUCAACCACAGAAAUACGUUAUUCUGUACUCGAGGAAACAAAGACAAAACAUGUCAUAGGUAGUCUUAGCAAGGACAUUGGACUGGAUUCUAACCAACUGAGGCCACGCAGAGCACGCUUGGAUCACCAGGGAGAGGGGCAAUUUUGCGGAAUAGAUCUUGACACAGGAGAUUUCGUUGUCGUGGAGAGAAUCGAUCGAGAAUCACUUUGUGGAUCAACGUCUCCUUGUUUCCUACAUUUUGAGUUUAUUAUUGAAAAUCCUCUGGAACUUCACAAUGUUGUUUUACAGGUCCAAGACAUAAACGACAACGACCCUGUCUUCACAAAAGAUUCGAUAAAGCUCGAAAUAAGCGAGUCGACACCGACUGGAACUCGCUUUCAAAUAGCCCCUGCACGUGACCUGGAUGUCGGUAUCAAUUCAGUGCAGAACUACUUUCUUGAUCAAAAUAAAUAUUUUGAGCUGGAUGCAAAAUCAAGUAAGAAGAGAUAUGUUGAUAUUGUUUUGAAAAAUAUUCUGGAUCGAGAGACAGAGGAAGACCAUUCUUUUAUAUUGACAGCCAUCGACGGGGGAAGUCCUCCCAGGUCAGGCUCUGUGGUUAUCCAAGUGUUCGUCCUUGAUGUUAAUGACAAUGCACCCAUUUUUUCACAAUCAUUGUACAAGGCUCAUUUGUCUGAACAUUCAACCCCUGGUACGUCUAUUGUCAAAGUCCAAGCGACAGAUCAAGAUAAAGGAGCAAAUGGACAAAUUACGUAUUAUAUCAGUCAUCUGUCUGAUAGCACUAAAGACUUAUUCCAAAUUGACGAAAUCAGUGGUGAAAUGAGACUUAUUGGACAACUUGACCACGAAAAGGCCAAUUCAUAUGAAGUGGAGAUUCAGGCAGAGGAUGGAGGGGGCCAGGCUGGACACUGCAAAGUCUUUAUCGAAGUAUAUGACGUAAAUGACAACGCACCUAUAAUCACUGUAAAGUCUCUCACCAAUCCGAUUCCAGAAAAUAUUCCGUUUGGCACAGAAGUGGCUGUCAUAAAUAUUAAGGACCAAGACUCUGAAGAAAACGGCAGAGUUAACUGCUUUAUAUCCAGCAACAUACCCUUUAAAUUACAGCCAUCUAUCAAAAACUAUUUCACUGUGAUUAGUAGCGGUCCCCUUGAUCGAGAGCAAGUUUCUGGAUAUAACGUAACUAUAACGGCAUCGGAUGGGGGGACACCUUCCCUCUCCUCCACAACCAUACUGAAUUUCCAAGUGUCAGAUAUAAAUGACAAUCCACCUGAAUUUAAAGAGAUAUCCUAUAAGGCAUAUGUGAGAGAAAACAACAAACCGGGUUCCUUCGUUUGUUCUGUCUCAGCAAGAGACCCAGACUGGAGACAAAAUGGAACAGUAUUAUACUCUUUGUUGCCUGGUGAGGUUAAUGGUUUUCUGGUUUCUUCCCUUUUAUCCAUCAACGGGGAAACAGGUGUCAUCCAAGCUAUGAGAGGGUUUGAUUAUGAGAAGUUUCGAAGCUUCAAAGUCCAAGUUGUAGCCAGAGACAAUGGUUCUCCUCCACUUAGCAGUAAUGUGACUGUAAGUGUCUUCAUAACAGAUGAAAAUGACAAUUCUCCACAGAUACUGUAUCCCUCUCCAGAGAGAGGCUCUUUCAUGACCGAGAUGGUCCCCAGAUCUGUCAUCGCUGGUUCUUUGGUCUCCAAGGUAAUCGCUGUAGAUGCCGACUCAGGUCAGAACGCGUGGCUUUCUUAUUACAUCGUAAAGUCCACUGAUCCAGGACUUUUCACAAUUGGACUCCAUAGUGGAGAAAUCAGAGUAUUGCGGGAUAUUUCUGAAUCCGAUCCAAUGAGGCAAAAUCUUAUUGUCUCAGUUAAAGACAACGGACAUCCCUCUCUCUCCACCACAUGUUCAGUCUAUUUGCUUAUAUCUGACAACUUGGCAGAGAUCUCUGAACUAAAAGAUAUGUCUAACGAUGAAAAAAAUAAACUUACAACUUAUCUGAUUAUUGCUCUAGCAUCUGUUUCUACAUUUUUCUUGAUUUUUAUUAUUCUUAUAAUGGCCGUGAAAUUUUGUCAAAGAAGAAAGCCAAAUCUCUUUUUUGAUGGAGCAGUCACUAUUCCUGGAACCUACCUACCGCCUAACUAUGCAGAAGUGGAUGGUGCGGGAACUCUCCAGAGUUCUUACAAUUAUGAUGCAUAUCUAACAACGGGUUCACGUACAAGCGACUUCAAGUUCGUCACCUCUUACAAUGAAAGCACACUUCCAGCAGUCUCCACACUGAGAAGGACAGACCACUGUCAUGUUGAUGACUCCCUGCUGGACGCACACAAUUCAGAGGAGGUACGCCCCUGA